GGCGGCUGGCGGCCUGGUGGGGAAGGGGCGCGACAUCAGCCUGGCGGCCCUGCAGCGCCACGACCCCUACAUCAACCGCAUCGUGGACGUGGCCAGCCAGGUGGCUCUGUACACCUUCGGCCAUCGGGCCAACGAGUGGGGAGACCAGGUCUGGUAUUGGGCUGUGGAAGUCGCCUCUAGUCAGUGAGGGGGAAUUUCAAACUUUUUCAGGACGCGUUGCAAUUGAAGAGGGCCACAAAUUCUUUAACAGUCUUUCAAUCAAGAGGUGGGGUCCAUUACCUUGAGGCACCGCGCUAAAUGAAGAAAAGACUGAUGUAGAAGGAACCUUAUUUGUUUACACAAGGUCUGCUUCUCCAAAGCAUGGAUUCACCAUUAUGAAUAGGUUGAGCAUGGAAAACAGGACAGAACCCAUUACUAAAGACCUGGAUUUCCAGCUCCAAGACCCUUUCCUUCUCUACAGAAAUGCCAGAUUGUCCAUUUAUGGGAUUUGGUUUUAUGAUAAGGAAGAAUGCCAAAGAAUUGCAGAGCUUAUGAAAAACCUAACUCAAUAUGAACAGUUGAAAGCCCAUCAGGGAACUGGAGCAGGAAACUCCCCAAUGAUCCUCAAUUCAGGAGAGGGCAAGGAAGUAGAUAUCUUACGAAUGCUCACCAAGGCCAAAGAUGAAUACACCAAGUGCAAAACCUGUUCUGAGCCAAAACAGAUAACCAGUUCAUCUGCCAUCUAUGACAACCCCAAUCUCAUCAAACCAAUUCCAGUGAAGCCCAGCGAAAACCAGCAACAGCGGGUACCUCGGCCCAACCAGACUUUAGACUCCGAAUGCCAACACUUGUCCUUGACGGCUCUCUUUGGAAAACAGGACAAAUCUCCAUGUCAGGAAGCUGUGGGCUCCCCACAGACAAUCCACCAGCAGCAGCAGCAGCCACUUCCGAUGAGGCAGGGGGUUGUACGCUCCCUCUCCUAUGAGGAACCCAGAAGACACUCACCCCCCAGUGAGAAGCAGCUCUGUCCAGCCAUUCAGAAACUCAUGGUCAGGAGUGCAGACCUCCACCCACUGUCAGAGCUGCCUGAAAACCGGCCCUGCAGAAAUGGCAGUACCCAUUCUGCUGGGGAGGUUUUCCUGGGACCUGUCCAGCCAGGGUCUCCCCAUAGCGUUGGGACUUCUCAACAUGUCCAAAGUACUUCCAGAACUCAGAGCCUGUUGGAGAAGCUUCAGAGUGCCCCCAGGCCAGCGAAUAAGUAUGACCCUAGCACACCAGCACCUGCCAGCUCAGCUGCCCCAAGCCUCAGCACCACUGUCCCCACUGCUGCACCUGGCGCUCCAGUAAAGGGGCUGGCGGCUCAGGCACAAGUGGGGUAUUUCAAUGGCUCCCUUACACCUCAGACACUCGGACAUCAGACUUAUGGAAAAGAGCAGCCCACACAUCCAAGACCAACGCUCCCCCUGUCCGGUAAUCAGACUAGCAGUUCUGGAGUGAUCUCCCCUCAAGAGUUACUGAAAAAGCUUCAGAUUGUACAGCAGGAGCAGCAGCUGCACGCGUCUAACCGACCAGCCUUGGCCGCAAAGUUUCCUGUGGUAACUCAGAGCUCUAGAACAGGGAAAGCCCUGGAGUCCUGGAUGGACAAGACACCCAGCACAGAGAAGCAGACUCCUCUUUUUCAGGCCACUUCGCCCCCGCAUGUUCCUGCUACACUGGCUCCUUCUCUGCUUAUGUCCCCCAUGGUGUUCACACAACCCACCUGUGCCCCGCUGAAAGAGAGGGAUGCUGGCCUCUUGCCCCUGGGAAGCCAAGAACCAGCUGCCACUUCCAGCAGCCUCCUCCUGCCUCUGCCAACCCAGGAGCCCCCCGUGAUCACCAGCAGCCCACUUACCAGGCUACAACUUCAGGAAGCACUGCUAUACCUCAUCCAGAACGAUGACAACUUCUUAAACAUCAUCUAUGAAGCUUAUCUCUUCAGCAUGACACAAGCAGCCAUGAAAAAGACCAUGUGAAAGCCAAACAUUUUAAGACUGAUUUUCAAAGUCCUGUGGCUCAAGGUUCUUUCGUGUCCAUGGUGUUACCCUAAAUGUUUCUGCCCUUUAAAAAAAAAAAAAAAGUAUAUAUAACAUGAAGUAAAAUGUUUCAGAA
This is a messenger RNA of Canis lupus familiaris (dog), 2127 nucleotides long. RefSeq names its product decapping mRNA 1B (gene DCP1B). Gene Ontology annotation, cellular component: P-body. The record is from RefSeq and is a predicted model, not a curated record. Gene Ontology annotation, molecular function: enzyme activator activity; mRNA binding. NCBI's taxonomy places the organism in Eukaryota, Metazoa, Chordata, Mammalia, Carnivora, Canidae. The transcript has 10 exons. Gene Ontology annotation, biological process: positive regulation of catalytic activity; deadenylation-independent decapping of nuclear-transcribed mRNA; deadenylation-dependent decapping of nuclear-transcribed mRNA. Bases 375 to 1991 code for a protein of 538 amino acids.